GAGCUACUCAGCCUGCAGGUUAUGUACUCAAAUAUUUGUCCAAACAGGAGAACAUUCUUGUCUGGUGGAAGUUAACAUGGAGAAACAUUGCUCAGCGGCGUGUGCACUGAUUUUAACACUGAGUGCAUUUGUGCACAUUGUUAUUGCUGCAGAAGUUGAUGGCAAUCGAACAGGUAUGUUUUUUUUUUGGAUCAGUUGGUUAUAUUUGUUAAACCUGCAGUCUGUCAGUUGACUCCUGACUUAUGACAGAAAUGCAAGUUUGACAACCACACCUUUAUUAAUGUUCCCACUGCUGAUGUGCUCCUUUUCUGCUCCCCUGCAUUUCUCACCCUCUCUUUCAGUGAUUUUGCCAAAACCAGGCCACUGUCCUCGUCUCCUCAAUGUUGUCCCAUCGCACAAGGGCUGUGAAUGUGAUGAAGACUGUCCUGCAGACCACAAAUGCUGUGUCUUUGACUGUGGAGCUGUCUGUGUUCCUCCUGCUUUCAGUACGAAUCACAAAGUUGAACUUUUUCUCUAUUGUUGAGCUCAUAAUUCAGAAGCUAAAUCCUCUCACUGAGUAAACUGACUCUUCUCUCUUCCAUUUAAAAGCUUUGCUAUCUAGACAAAUGUCUGUUUUAUCCCAUUUCUUAUUUAUCAACUUUUUUCCCCUCAGCAAAGCCUGGAGCCUGUCCUCGCAGGAACUGGGGUUCUGGGAUGUGUGCCGAGUUCUGCUCUAAUGACAGCGACUGUCCUAAUGACGAGAAGUGCUGCAACAAUGGUUGUGGACAUCAGUGUAUCGCACCAUACACAGGUAAGGCCAUUACCAAAUACCAUGAAAACUCAUGUGUCAUCAGAUGCACGUGUGAAGCUUUUAAACACAAAUUUUGUUUUUGGUGUUUCAGUGAAGCGGGGUCGCUGUGCUCCACCCCAGGGGACCCCCAUGUGUGCAGAGUACUGCUAUCAUGAUGGUCAGUGUCCAGGAGAGCAGAAGUGCUGCAGGACAACCUGUGGCCAUGCCUGCAGUGAGCCCUGCUGAUGGCCAGACAGCGAUAAAGUCUGGAUUCAUGUCAUGGAACUACAUCAAAAGUGUAUUAAACAAAGAAAAUGUUUUCACAUGGAAUCAUGCUUUGGUACAUUUCAGCAUUAGUUUGCACAAAACUUUAUGAUUUUGCAGAAAAAAGUCAGUUGUAAUUCUUGUUGUUGUAAAGGAGGCAUACUAUAUAUUGCACUUUAAGCACAAAACUCAGUGUAUUCUUGUUGUUGUCUUUGAGGACUCUAAUCUACAUUUUGAAAAGUAAGAACUGUAGAAUAGUUUUCAUUCUGAGUCUUCAGAAGACCUGACAGAGAUGUGUUUGUAUUUGAAGGGGCUGUGAACCUUCAAGUAAUCUUUACUUAGUGUCAAUAAUCUCUGUAAAUCUGUGUGUGGAGGAGAAUUCAAGCUGUUUAGGUGUCGUAGUAUACAUAGCUUUAACAGGAAUUGUUCUUGUUUAUGUGUAGCUUGUAAAGUUUAGAGUUAAGGAGCUAUUUCUUUGUAUUUCAACCAAUAAAAAUAUUUCCAGAACCUUCACAUGUGGUGUGUAUUUAGCACCUAGAUGGUUUUAAAGCUAAAGUUUUUGAGAUCUCUUCUGUGCUUUUCUGAGGCGUAAGCUGGACUGAAUAAAAAAAUAAACAACUGAAAUAUGUCAAUAAUGGAAA
Messenger RNA from Xyrichtys novacula (pearly razorfish), 1674 nucleotides. The record is from the annotation of a GenBank genome assembly. Lineage: Eukaryota; Metazoa; Chordata; Actinopteri; Labriformes; Labridae.